Messenger RNA from Diospyros lotus (date-plum), 1161 nucleotides. Its product is annotated as alpha carbonic anhydrase 4-like. The record is from RefSeq and is a predicted model, not a curated record. Lineage: Eukaryota; Viridiplantae; Streptophyta; Magnoliopsida; Ericales; Ebenaceae. The transcript has 7 exons. Gene Ontology annotation, molecular function: carbonate dehydratase activity; zinc ion binding. Bases 53 to 904 code for a protein of 283 amino acids.
CUGUCUAGUAACACGUGAGCACUGAGCGGAGUAGGAAGGAAGCACUGCCGCGAUGUUCAAAUUCACAGCCAAACCAUCUCCUCUCUCUCUCCUCUUCGCCUUCUCCUUCGCCAUUUUCAUACUCUCGUUGCAGACUCUCUUCGUCUUCAGCAACGCGUCUGAAUCUGAAGUCGAUGACGAAACACCUUUCCAGUACUUGGAAGGAACUGGUAAAGGACCUAGUAAAUGGGGCCAGAUUGAUCCGCAUUGGCAAGUUUGUGACAAUGGAAAGAUGCAGUCCCCUAUCGAUCUUCUUGACCAGAGAGUGCAAGUUUUUCCUAAUCUUGGGAAAUUGAAAAGGGAUUACAAACGAGCUCCUGCUACGAUCAAAAAUAGGGGACAUGAUAUUACUGUAACAUGGAAAGGAGAUGCUGGAAAAAUUAAUAUAAAUGGGACUGACUAUAAAUUGCUCCAGUGUCAUUGGCAUUCUCCUUCUGAGCAUACUUUCAACGGAACAAGAUACCAAUUGGAGCUUCACAUCGUUCAUCUCAGCUCCAACGGAAUGAUAGCUGUUGUUGGGAUUACAUACAAAUAUGGUCAUCCCGAUCCUUUCCUUGAAAAGCUAACAGGGCACCUUGGUGUAAUUGGUAAAGAAGAAAAAGACCUGGGGAUUGUUAACCCAGGUGAUAUUAAGUUUGGGAGCAGAAAGUACUACAGAUAUAUUGGUUCUCUGACAGUUCCUCCAUGCACAGAGGGUGUUAUUUGGACAAUAGUCAAGAAGGUGAGAACAGUAUCAAGAGAGCAAGUUAAAGCACUAAGGGAUGCUGUACAUGAUGGAUUUGAGGCAAAUGCAAGGCCAAUUCAGCAACUGGAUGGAAGAACAGUCAUGUUAUAUAAGCCCAGAGCCAAUCCAGGUUCUACUUGAAACUUAAACGAGAACCUUACUUUUGUAACUGAAGCUCUCUAUUUAUAAAAGUACUUGGGAAACUAUGUAAGAAUUAUCUUGUGGCUCAUGAUAAUUAAGGAACAUUUUAUCAGAUAUGUUUGUAUUUAUCUGAUGAGAUAAAUAAAUGAUUUAAUGAGAUAAUCGAUUACUAAAAUUCUAUUUGGCUUCAAAGAAAAAUACAACUCUUGAUAAACCUUGAUGGGAGGCUACAUCUACAAUUAUAAAUAGGAAUUUGG